Labeo rohita (rohu) is the source of this 2284-nucleotide messenger RNA. It is a transcript of the gene rcan3, whose product is annotated as regulator of calcineurin 3. The coding region runs from base 188 to 886 and encodes 232 amino acids. The transcript is spliced from 5 exons. Gene Ontology annotation, molecular function: calcium-dependent protein serine/threonine phosphatase regulator activity; nucleic acid binding. Gene Ontology annotation, cellular component: cytoplasm; nucleus. Gene Ontology annotation, biological process: calcium-mediated signaling. Lineage: Eukaryota; Metazoa; Chordata; Actinopteri; Cypriniformes; Cyprinidae. The record is from RefSeq and is a predicted model, not a curated record.
CACUGUCACUUGUCGUUUUGAUAGCGUACGACGAUUUUAACUGUUACUGUUUAUAUGAAAAGACGCAUUUCUAGUUGAGAUUGACAGUAUUCAGUUGUUGUAUUAAAGUUUAUGUGCCUCGGAAUUUAAAGUGGAUGGGCUCUUGCCCAGGCAUCGAUUUCGAAUCAGCUGCAAAGAUAACUGUGGAAUGAUGCGUGAAGUUGGGAAAUUGUGGAGCAACAGCUCAGAGGGUCACAGCAGUGAUCCUGAAGAGGAUGAUGAAGAAGAGAUGGCGUUUGGCGAGACUGAGGAAGACUCAGAAGAGAUGAUGGACUUGAGUGAUCUACCUACAGCUCUGUUUGCCUGCAGCGUGCAUGAGGCUGUGUUUGAGGAGGACAGGCAGAGGGAGCGGUUUGAGGCUCUGUUCAGAAUUUAUGAUGAUCAGACGUCCUUCCAGAUGUUCAAGAGUUUCAGAAGAGUUCGGAUCAGCUUUAGCACUCCAGAGGCUGCUGCACGCGCUCGCAUCGAGCUCCACGAAUCCGAUUUCAACGGCACGAAACUAAAACUGUACUUCGCACAGGUGCAGAAUUCAGGGGACGAUGUGGACAAGACAUACCUUGCCCCGCCUCAACCCGUCAAGCAGUUCCUCAUCUCUCCACCUGCAUCUCCACCUGUAGGAUGGAGCCAGAGUGAAGAUGCCACACCUGUGAUCAACUACGAUCUUCUGUGUGCCGUGGCCAAACUGGGACCAGGUGAGAAGUACGAGCUGCAUGCGGGUACAGAGUCCACUCCUAGCGUGGUGGUCCACGUGUGUGAGAGCGAAAAUGAGGAAGAGGAAGAAGCCCGUCCAAAAGCCAAGAUUGUCCAGACCAGACGUCCCGACGGUCCCCCGAAAGUCUACAACUAAAACCUUCGGCACACUGCACACGUUCUUCUCUCUCUCUGUGUCUCUUUCUCUCAUCCAGGGAAAGGCACGCUUUAUUUCAACAAAAAAAAAGCUAAACUAAGAAACGGAUGGAUUUGGAAGGGUGCUCCGUGCACAGGUGACGUGUGGUGUUCUGAACUGGACUCGUGGACUGAACACACUGUCUCACUGCUGCCUCACGGGACAGCCAGGGGGCGAUGAGCUUGCGACCCCCCUCUCACAAUCAUAGCACUUUCAUUCCCUCAUUUAGUCUUUGUACUGUAGCAUCGAAGAGCAGUAAUUGUAUUUAACAGUCGUAGAAGUAGGUUACAUGUAAACUUUGUUACUGUUUGUCACUUUGAUUGAUCAAAGAAAAUAAUGCUUUAAAAAAAAGGAAGCGGAUCCAUUCUCCGUUUCUCUCUCAAAAGCCGCGUCCGCGUUUAUCUCCAUUAUCGGUCAGGUUGGCACACCCGCAGAGGUGGCGCGGCUCGCUGGGAUUGUGACCCGUGUGCAUAUUUAUGCCUGUUCAUACCACGCUAGAAUGGGAUGACAAGUUGUCUGAUGGAAAUGAUAAGAACGAAGGUGUCGAUUGAAGUGUUUCUGUUAUGACAAGAGGGUGUUAAACGUUUGUUUACCAAGUUAGAUGUGUAUUAUUCUUACUGUGUAUUUGAUACCACACAUUUUUGCAUGCUAACUGGUGUAUUUUGUAUUCUGUUAAAGCAAGUUUAAGCAUAUCUGAUCGCUGUCUUUCAGAGGGAUUGGCCUUGGAAAGCGAAGAAACAGUUGGCAUUUUGUACUUGUAUAGUGCAUCAUUUACUCACAAUUCGGAAAAAGCACAUGGUCUUAGUUUUACACCAACGAGUUUUCAUAUCUUCAUACAUGCUCAAGUUUCAAAAUGAAAAUCAGUAUGCAGAGUGACUUGGCUCAGAACCACUGUGUGAAUGCCUGACUACUGUCAUAUCAAUAUUAACUGUUAAGUUGUGAAAUUUGCAUUGACAGAUCAAAUCUUAAAUGAACAGUCCACCGAAAAAUGAAAAUUCUGUCGUUUACUCGUACCUGCAUGACUACAUUUCUUUUUUCUGUGGAAGAUACAUUGAAGAAUCUUGGCAACCAAACAGUUUUGGUGGCACCUGACUCUCAGAAUAUCUUUUUUUUUUUAUGUUCCACAAAAGAAUCAUACAGGUUUUGAGGAUGAGAUAAUGUACAUUUUUGGGUGAACCAUCCCAGUUCUUUUGUCUCGCAAAUCCUCAUUUUUUCCAGUUUAUACAUUUCCACUUUUAAUUCAGACCGAAAUGAAAAUGUCAUUUUUAGAUAUGUGUUUUAGUAAUAAUGUACAGUCAGUGAAGUCGAAUGUUACGAUCGACCAUCGAUCAGAUUGAGGAUUGCAGAGAGGCUUGUAAA